UUUGCAUUAUCCAUUCUGAGGGCGUGGAGCAGCUGGAGCACCAGCACAAAGAGUCAAUGAUGAGCAAAUGACAGGAAUGGGCACACAGUGACACUCAACACCCAGCAACCACCAACAGGCCUCGGUGCCUCAUUCCUGCUUGUGCAACCAACCCUUUGAUGAUUGACUGCAUUUCCUUCCUUUUUGUUUCUUUUUUGAACACCCGGGCUGGGUUCUGCGUUUUGCCCAAGUCUGCCGCAGCACCACCAAGGGUUAGCCCUAAUCUAGCCGGAUGUCCCAGCACUCGACGUCAUAACCAUGGUCCCUCUCGCUCGACCUCGCCGCCGGUUCCCGGAACCUUCUUGUCCCUGCGCCGGAGGAUGAUGGUGGGAGGCACCAGGCCAGCACGAAUGGGCACGCGCGCUGCUGCGCCGAUCAUCUCACAUGAAACGGUUGAUCGGCUUGCCCGGCCAACUGGGAAUGCAGGAGAUGCACAUGCUGUUGUACUUUGGAACUAGGGAAGCAAACGCGCGUGCAAAUCGGGUGGUACCUGGCAGUGCUGAGCACCAGGCCACGCGGGCCAAGAGCAGAGAAGGCGACGGAUGUGGCGCCUGGGAUGUGGCGCCUGGGCGUCCCAGCCAGUCUCUAAACGGGAUACGUCAGUCGCAAAUCCAGGCGACUCUUCCGAGUUGGCACAAGCGUCACCGAACCUGGCUCGGCCGACGCUCUUGAGAUGCACCAAUAAAUCCGAUCCGGACCGACCAGCAAUAAGAGGGGCCAAUACAGAUUGGUGCUCCCAGGCACGGUUUUGGACCUGCCCAUGGCGUCUACUGUUGAGCGGUUUGUCAUGGCAAAGAUCCGGUUCCGUCUAGAUAGGUUGCCCUUUUCGUGUCCCCCUUGGCUUUAAUGGCUCAAUUCUCUCAAUCUAUUGGAACCAAAUCUUUCAAGACGACAAUUUCAUGUUGUAUUUUUUUUGCUCCCCCAGGCUAGGGGCACGAGGUGGCACUGCAGCCUCGCUUCCCCCUUUUUUGCCUCGCUCGCCCUGGAGGUUACCUAAACUCCGCGCGCCCGCUCCGCCCAAUAGUUCCACCCUAAGAGCACGAUCCAACAUUGAUCUUUUCAUCUCGGAUCCAUCCGCCCACAGCAUGCCUAGCAGCGAGGGCCCAGUACACUCGGCCGGCACGACGCGCCCGGCUGCUGGCUGCAUCAUGUCCCAGUCCCCAAACCCAGCCACCCCCCCACCGCCUUGCCUGCCUGCCUGCCUGCCUGCCUGCCUGCUUGUCCACCUGCCCAUAACCGUCACCGCCCUGCUGGCCCGUUCGCAGCACCAGCACCAGCAGCAAGGGACGCCCGCCCAGCAGCAGCGGGCCCGACGACCAUGCGCCGGGCUGGGGCGGCAACGUCCCGCGCGCCCUGCUGCUGCUGCUGCUGCUGCUGGUCCAGGGGCCGCUGUCGCUGCACGCGGCUCUGCGGCGGCGAUCCCGGGUCUCGGCGAGGCCAGCGCUGACAACCUACGUGUUCAGUCAUAA
This is a messenger RNA of Gaeumannomyces tritici R3-111a-1, 1508 nucleotides long. RefSeq lists its product as hypothetical. The transcript is spliced from 2 exons. Lineage: Eukaryota; Fungi; Ascomycota; Sordariomycetes; Magnaporthales; Magnaporthaceae. Bases 939 to 1508 code for a protein of 189 amino acids. The record is from RefSeq and is a predicted model, not a curated record.